This is a messenger RNA of Microdochium trichocladiopsis, 2239 nucleotides long. RefSeq names its product X-domain of DnaJ-containing-domain-containing protein. The transcript is spliced from 3 exons. The record is from RefSeq and is a predicted model, not a curated record. Gene Ontology annotation, cellular component: cytosol. Bases 278 to 1810 code for a protein of 510 amino acids. Gene Ontology annotation, biological process: protein import into peroxisome matrix. Lineage: Eukaryota; Fungi; Ascomycota; Sordariomycetes; Xylariales; Microdochiaceae.
GCCAACCCCUCCAUCUCGAAGAGUCAACAUUUUUUGGGACGAGCCUUGUCAUCUCUGCAUACCGCCGCGCCCAUUCACUUUUGCAGACCACAGCCGACUUGCCCCAAUACAUAAACCAGUCGGCAGCAGAGCCUUCGCCCUUGAGUUCUACAUCCGAUUUUGCCAGCGCUCUACGCGGAUAUAAGGCGUCACCGCCGGGCUCCCUAAUCUUCUACUUUGCGACACACCCCUUCUUUGCCUAGCGACUCACAGCCGCCCGCCAGGCUUUUCCGGCAUCAUGGUCGUCGACACGGCAUAUUACGAUGCCCUGGGCGUCCAGCCCACGGCGACCGACAUCGAGAUCAAGAAGGCCUACCGCAAAAUGGCUAUUGUCCACCACCCAGACAAAAACCCUGACGAUCCUACCGCUUCUGAGAAGUUCCAAGCCAUCGGCGAGGCUUACCAAGUCCUCUCUGACAAGGACCUCAGAGCCGCGUACGACAAGUAUGGCAAGGAAGGCGCCAAGCCCCAGGAGGGCUUUGUCGAUCCGGCCGAGUUCUUCAGCAGCAUAUUCGGUGGAGAGGCCUUUGUCGACUGGAUCGGCGAGAUCAGCCUCAUGAAGGACCUGACGGCAACCAUGGACAUCACCAUGGCCGAGGAGGAAGCCGCCGCCGCCGCCGCUGCCGAGGAAGAGGAGACUGCUACUGCCGCUGGGGCCAAGAAGUCGUCUGACGAGGCCGAGUUUCCUGGUACUGCAGAAGCCAUGCGCGAAAGCGCAAAGACAUCGGGCGCCACGACUGCUGCUACGCCUGCCGCCCCCCCGCCGACCGUCACUGUUCAAGACGAGAGCUCGGAUCCAGCAAAGCCAGCUCAGGCUGCGGCCGCCGGCACUUCCACCCCAGCAUCGACCGAGACACCACCGCUCCCUUCCAGAACCCCGUCACCGAAUCCUUCGAGACACGCGAUCCCCAUUAGACCAGCUCUUAUGGACCGACCAUCGGACGAGGGGGAUCUUGCUGGGCAGACCGAAGAAGAGAAGGAGCUGCGGAGGAAGGAAAAGAAAAAGGGCCUCUCAAAAGAGCAGCGCGAUCAACUCGCUGCCUACGAGAAGGAGCGCGCGAGAGUACGGCAAGAGCGCAUCGACACUCUCGCCCGGAAGCUGAUCGACCGUAUUUCGGUGUGGACCGAGACCGACAAAGGCUCGGACGUAACCAAGGCAUUCCAGGAGAAGAUCCGCCUCGAAGUGGAGAACCUCAAGAUGGAGAGUUUCGGACUCGACAUCCUGCACGCUGUCGGUGCGGUCUACCUGUCGAAAGCCACUGGCUUGAUAAAGUCGCAAAAGUUCCUCGGCAUCGGGGGCUUCUUCAGCCGCAUGAAGGACAAGGGCACACUCGUCAAGGACACCUGGAACACGAUCUCGUCGGCAAUCGACGCACAGCAGACCAUGGAGGAAAUGGCUCGCAUGGAGCAGGAGGGCGGCGAGGACUGGACAGACGAGCGCAAGAUGGAGUACGAGCGCCGCGUCACUGGCAAGAUCUUGACAGCGGCGUGGAGAGGCUCAAAGUUUGAGAUUCAGAGCGUGCUACGUGAUGUCUGUGACGUUGUCCUCAACGACAAGAAGGUCAAGCUCGAGAAGCGUCUCGAGCGAGCCCAAGCCAUGGUGCUCAUUGCCGAGAUCCUCAGCAAGGCCCAGCGCACACCCGAAGAGGAGGGCGACUACAUGGCCUUUGAGCAGCUGGUUGCCGAGGCUGCUCUCAAGAAGGAGAAGGACUCGAAGAAGAAGGGCAAGGACCACAAGGACAGCGAAGCCGCGACAUCCGCGGCGAACUAGUAGUACCCGUUCCAGACUUGGUGAGCUUGCCCAACCGCUUUGCGGGCAAUAAGCAAAAUUUUCGUCCUUAACGUGGCUCGAGCACGUAGGUUCGCGGCCUACACUGAAGAGAACGAGAGCAAGCGGACCUCGGAGGGAAGCCGAUGUGAAUUCGUGCUAGAGGCUGCCACUCUGCUUGUGUGAAGAUUUCCCCCCAAAUUCCCCCUUCCGUCGUAGUUCGGUUUUUUUUUUAUAUCAUAGAAGAUACUUAUUCUCUCCCAACCCGCGUUAGUACGUGGUGCAGUCUGUUGCAUGCGAAGACCAAAAAUAAUGGUCACUAUGGGGUGUCACAAUGUCUAGAUAAGCUCGUCAAUCUUGACACGACGAAACAAAUGCAAGAUGCCGUAGAGCAAGAUAUUGAGAAUCUGUCGAUACAUUCUUUGUAUACGC